AUGCAGCCUCGCAAUACAAUCCCUGAAAUCAUGGCUUCUGGUUCUGAAAUCAAAUCUACAAACAUGAAAUCAUCUCUUACAAACGAAGUACGAUCACACCGCCGAAAUCCCGCUUUCAAUAGUGCGCGCCUAGGAAUAGCAUAUUGUGGUCAUUACUCGCCCGAGCAAAGAUGUCGCCUACCUCUACCACCCAUGACACAGCAAGAGCCCACUAGUACCGAAAGUGCACUGUCAGAAUCUUCGAACCUUACAACCCCCUCACCCAUCAACGAAGUUCGAUCCACAAAACAUACAUCUCAUUAUCUCUCCCCUCCAACUCCGCCGCGUAACCAAGACAACAAAAUUCCAUCCCUCAUCCGCCGUAUCUUCGAAGUAAACAACCGCGAUACCAAUUUCCUGACUCUCUGGAAACCACAUCUCGAUGAUCUGACCUCGACUACCUGUAUGAGAAAUCGGGUUGCGUUGGAAAUGGUGGCAGGGUUGCAAAAUUUGCGGAACCGAGAAGUCAAGUCAGGCAUUUAUAAAUUUGCCUUGGGCAUGUUUUGGGGGCAUCUUUCUUCGUAUGUGUUUAGAGUCUAG
Molecule: messenger RNA, 579 nt
Organism: Botrytis byssoidea
Lineage: Eukaryota; Fungi; Ascomycota; Leotiomycetes; Helotiales; Sclerotiniaceae
Exons: 1
Coding region: 1-579 (192 amino acids)
Source: RefSeq, a predicted model, not a curated record